This is a messenger RNA of Lineus longissimus, 2814 nucleotides long. RefSeq lists its product as uncharacterized. NCBI's taxonomy places the organism in Eukaryota, Metazoa, Nemertea, Pilidiophora, Heteronemertea, Lineidae. Bases 1 to 2814 code for a protein of 937 amino acids. The transcript has a single exon. The record is from RefSeq and is a predicted model, not a curated record.
AUGUCCAAAAAGCAAGCUAAGGACUUUAAAAAAGGCGUUCUCGCCUUACAACAAAAAAGGGAUGUCCGGCUCAGAACCUUAGACACGGAAUUCGGGACUGCAACGGCAGUUCUCGAAAACGCAGAUAUCAGCGAAGAUGAUAUUGCCGAAGUGGAGGGACAUCUCGAGGAGAUGAACGAUCUGUACCAGACGAUACUUGAAAUGAACGAACAAAUUGAGAAGCAACUAACCGACCUGAAAGAUAGUGACGCCAUCGACAAGGAAAUUACCGACAGCAGCGCAAUUCACAGUCAAAGUAGAAUAAAACUGCUGAAGGUCAAGAAUUCGUUAGCUCGACAAACAAAACGGAAUACGACUUCGAGCCCAGAUGUCACAACCGAAAGAAGGAAGAAUAAGACCGCCCAGUUGCCGAAGCUAAAAUUACCGAUAUUUGACGGUAAAUUCACGGCGUGGACAGCAUUCUGGGACGCCAUCGAGGCUGACGUCAAUAAAGGAGACAUACGCGGACAUUACAAAAUUCAAUUACAUAAUAGGACAACUCACAGGGAACGCCAAGGACUACACCCGUCCGGAGAAAAUCUACCAGCUCUCAUCCAACUAUUGAAAGACAGAUUCGGUCAACCAAGGAAAAUAACGAGAGCUCACGUCUACAACCUCCUUGAUAUAACUCCGCCAGGGGGUCACUACGCCAGCCUCCGGGAAUUUCACGACAAGAUUCUUGGUGACAUACGGUCACUUGAAAAUAUGGAUGUAUCAAUAGAACAAUGUGCAACCUUUAUAGUUCCUGUCAUUGAAAGAAAAUUACCAAAAUUUCUGCGCGAGAAAAUCGGUACCGCCGGUCAAGGAGACCGUUUCCAGGUUAAAAUAUUCAUGGAUCGAUUCACUGAGGAAUUAGAGAAUAUAAGCGAAAGAAUGGAUACACCAACGACAGCAACGCAGCAGAGGAAUAAUUCUCACGCAGGAAAUAACAGGAUCUCCGUGGAAUCGUUCGUGAGUGUGCCGAAUACUACUUAUACUAAACCACCGCCGCAAAACUACAACCGACCAAAAGUGUGCCCUUUCUGUGCAGGACCGCAUAACCCUUUCGAGUGCAAACUACCAGCGCAUGAAAAGUUCAUUGCCGUGCGUCAACAUAAACUUUGCUCCAACUGCCUCGGACCGCAUUUCUACCGGGAAUGUCAAAAUCAAAAAAGAUGCCGCACAUGCGACCGGUUUCAUCACACCAGUCUGCAUGAUUAUUUCGCCAAUUCAUCCAGAAUAAACCCGCCUCGAAAUAAUUCUCAACAACACGCAACUAGUGGCUGUGCCAUUGCGCCACAAAGUCAUUGUACCGUUACCGUUAGAAAGGAACAACCGCCAAUCGCAAACCCACUGGAUACCGAAAAUACACAUGCCAUCCCAAGUGAGACUCAAAACCAGGAAAAGUCCAAACCCAAAGAACAGGAAAUGGAUAUCAUCCUACUCGAAACCGGGAAAGUCAAACUCCUAAAUGACGACAAAGAAACCAUCGCCGGUGUCCUCAUCGAUAGAGGAAGUAUGGUAACUUACAUCAGCAAGGAAGCCGCUACAAGGUUAGGAUUGAAACCCCACCGUAAAAGACCGCUAAAUGUGAAUGGAUUCGCCGGACACGUCACCAAACGCAUCUAUGACGCAGCCUACGUCAACGUUAAAACAAAUGACGGAAUUCAAACCAUCGAGGCCCUCAUAUCAAACGAUGAAAUCGUGAAACCCAUCACUCAGAUAGGCUGGGACGCCUGCCAGGAGUAUAAUUAUAUUGCUGGGCUUGAUUUAGCCAAUGAUUUCUCAGAUAGGGCCCUGACUAUCGAUUUAAUGUUAGGAGUUGAUUUCGCAUUCGAAUUCCUCGAAAACCGCAUGGUAAAAGAAGACGGUCCGACUGUCCAGUUCAGUAAUAUAGGAUGCUUCGUCUCUGGACCGCUGAGGCCAAAAAUGACACCCACCAUUAUCACCACUGCUUCAAGUGAAGCUACACCUCAUAAGGUAGCGAUCCAGGAUAACGAACUUGCCUUUUUAGAAUCAUACCUACAAGCCAAUGCCUUGCAUACCAGUGACGUCACCGACACGGAAUACGACCAAAAGUUCAAAGACGAAUACCUGAGCAAAAUACAAUACAAGGAUAGCCAAUAUUACGUGCCCCUGCCAUGGAGGACAGACCAUCCUGAGCUGCCCAACAAUCUGGAAACCUGCAAAUCGAGAAUAAAACAAGUCAUGGGAAGAUUGCGUAAGUUAGAUUUAAUUGAUGCCUACGUCAAUGUCAUGCGUGAAAACAUAGAGAAAGACUUUGUGUCUGAAAUCUCCCAUGAGUCUACAGCUGACACCGAAGGUUACUACGUCCCUCACUUCCCAGUCCUACGAGACAGUGAGACCACACCCGUUGUCGGGAAUUGUCAUCCCGAAUAUACUAAAGUACAUCAAGUGUCAAUUCAGCCCACGCUAGGUCCUGGCGACUGGUACAGAAGACAUCCGUUUCUGGUACAUUUCACCAAUCUAGGGAUGGUCACUCGGGUUCUGUUUAUCUUAAAGGCCUUCCCACACCAAGAAACAGGAAGUGACUCAUGCUUUCUUCAGAAGCCAAGGUUUGGCAAGAUUAGUAUUAUAGCAAAUAAAGUUAGUUCUCUGAUGGUAACCAAAGAGUUUGCCUCGUUCUAUAGCAUCAUAUCCCCAAACUUCCACAUGGUGUCGUUGGACCAGGAUUUUUGGGUUUUGCAACACGGAAUACGGAAUACGGAAUACACAACGCAAUACUCCGGACGGAAUUUACGGCGACAAAUUCGCGGAUUACGGAAUAAACACUGA